AUGAAAGGAUACGACCAAACAAUUAAUAUUAUAUUGGAGAACAGCCACGAGAGGGUAUUCCGGGGAGAACAACUGGGCGUCGAGCAGAUCGAACUAGGUCUUUAUGUUGUGAGAGGAGACAAUGUGUGAGUUACUGCUUAAUGUAAACUUCUUGCGUUUAGAGCUGUUAUUGGAGAGUUGGAUGAAGAUCUCGAUAGGCGAAUCGAUUUUGAACAGAUGAAAGUAAACCCACUACAGCCUUUCUGGAUUCCAAGUUGA
This is a messenger RNA of Bursaphelenchus xylophilus (pine wood nematode), 258 nucleotides long. The record is from the annotation of a GenBank genome assembly. NCBI's taxonomy places the organism in Eukaryota, Metazoa, Nematoda, Chromadorea, Rhabditida, Aphelenchoididae.